Molecule: messenger RNA, 2192 nt
Organism: Thunnus maccoyii (southern bluefin tuna)
Lineage: Eukaryota; Metazoa; Chordata; Actinopteri; Scombriformes; Scombridae
Gene: aspscr1
Product: ASPSCR1 tether for SLC2A4, UBX domain containing
Exons: 17
Coding region: 23-1864 (613 amino acids)
Biological process (GO): signal transduction
Molecular function (GO): protein binding
Source: RefSeq, a predicted model, not a curated record
CACUGUGACGUCACAAAACACAAUGGCAGCCAGCGGUACAGCUGUGACGGUUCUCACUCCAAAUGGAAGACGACAAACAGUUAAAGUGUCUCCAAACACACCUUUACUACAGGUGCUGGAGGACGUCUGCAAAAAACACGGAUUUAACCCCGAAGAUCAUGGUUUGAAGUUUCAGAGGACUGUUCUUGACCUCACAGUGCCCUGGAGGUUUGCCAACCUGCCCAAUAAUGCUAAACUAGAAAUGGUGUCAAGUACAAGGAAGCAGGCUGUAGCUGACAGCCAGGUGCGGAUUGCGCUACAGAUGGAGGACGGCUCUCGUCUCCAGGGUUCUUUUUCUAGUGGACAGAGUCUGUGGGAGCUUCUCACACAUUUCCCCCAGAUCAGCGUGUCCGAGCAGUCCGAGACAGGAUCCACCCCCGUGUGUGUUUACAUGAGAGACGAGGUGAGUGGGGAAGAAGCGCUGAAGAAGGCCACUCUGAAGUCUCUGGGUCUGACAGGAGGAAGCGCUAUUGUCAGGUUUCUACUCAAAAAGAACAAAGCGCCGGGAGAGGAAGAUGGCGGGGAAGCCAUUGAAACCGCCGCUGUGCCAACCACACCUGUUGCCAAGGAAAGCACACCUAGCCCGCCAUCUCAGCCCAACCCAGCUCCAUCACACCCGGAUACUUCAGCACCAAAAGUGCCAACUGAAUAUUCAAUCCCUGCGAGGCCAAUGGAAACCCAACCUGCACCAACUCCUCCCCCUGCCACCAGCUCACUUCCUGUUCAACAGGAAGAGGUUCCGAAACCCCAGGACGCAGUUCGGCCAAAGGCUCCACCCGUCAGAAGAGGAAUGCCAGAGGAGGACGGAGAGGAAGCGGGGCCAUCGGGACUGAACUCACACCCGUCUUCCUCUUCCUCCGCUCCCUCGGCUCCUUUCAUUCCCUUUUCUGGAGGCGGUCAGCGCCUCGGUGGUCCGGCAGGAGGUGCAGUUGGACGCACGCUAUCCUCGUCCUCGUCAUCCUCAUCUCUGUCAGCUGUCACUGCUGCAGUAGAAUCACCCAAAGCCAAGAAAGCCAAAUCCAGCUACGGUUCAGGCAACAAGCAUCAAGCCUCUGCCAACCGGCCGGAUGAGGACAUGGAUCAGGGAGAGCAGUUCUUGGAGGUGGAGAGGGAGCCUCUCAUCUACCACCUGGAGUCCGUAUCCAGUCACUCAGAGCAACAAGGGGAUCUGCCUGACGAGUUCUUUGAAGUAACGAUGGAUGACGUGCGCAAGCGCUUCGCCCAACUGAAGAGCGAGAGGAAGUUAUUGGAGGAGGCGCCACUGAUGACUAAAGCUCUGAGAGAAUCACAGAUAAAGGAGAAGAUGGACAGAUAUCCCAAAGUGGUCCUGAGGGUCCAGUUUCCAGACAGACAUGUUCUACAGGGCUUCUUCAGGCCUCUGGAGACAGUCGGCGCUGUGAAGAAUUUUGUGAGGAGUCACUUGGAGGAUCCUCAGCUCAGUUUCUACCUGUUCAUCACGCCUCCAAAAACCAUUCUGGAUGAUCCUUCAGCUACGCUUUUCCAGGCCGACCUGUUUCCUGGUGCGCUGGUGUACUUCGGCUCCGACGUUAAGACAGAAUCUUACUUAAAGAGGGAACUGCUGGGAUCCUCUGUCUCGGCCUUGCAAGCAAAUGAGUCCAUAGCAAGCUGCAUGCCCCGGUCCGUGACACCCUCCUCCAGCUUCGUGGCCUCCGAGGAGCCGCUCCCCCCUCCGGAGCCGACAGCAGACGCCAGCGGCUCCACACAGAACGGAGGAGACCCACCUGCACACCCCCAGGCUGCUAAACCUAACAGGUCUGACCCGGGCAAGGUGCCCAAGUGGCUCAAGCUUCCAGGUAAGAAAUAAAGACUGCUGUGUGUUGAUGAGAUGACUGACUGCGACAGAUGUUUUGAAAAGCUCUGCCUUGCACACUUGAGUACAGCACUUAAAUCUUUGCUGCGCCUCAACGUUUUGACUGCAGUGGACUUUAUCCAUCGUGGAGGACGCCUGCACUCAAAUAGGUUUUAAUAACAGUCGAAAAUGAUAAAAUAGUGAAUAUUUCAUUGCCAAGAAGAUUGAUGUGUUUCAUUCCAGUUGAUCUCUGGGAGGAAAGGAGUGCCGAAAAGUUUGUUUUUAUUGAGCACAGCUUCAAAGGAGUAGUGCAAAGUGAAUAAAGAUUGUUGUUCUAAAAAUG